AAUGAAGUCAAGCCUGUUCUGAUAAACCAAUUAGUCUGCCGCUAUUUUCAUGGGGAAAGCGAUGAGGGAGAGUCGGUAGUUCCAGCAUUCUCACAGAGUUGGCCCUUUCCCAUAGCUGAUGCAGUUUCCGAGAGCCGAGGGGCAGCCUAAGUUUAUUUCCCACUUCCUGCUUUCCAGGGAGACGCGAUGGUCCCUACAAUGUCCGUGUUGCUGUCUCUCUGGAUAACAGCCUGCGCCCUGGUGUUCAGUCACGGAGCCCUUCCGCCAACACUCGAGCAACUUUAUCUGCACCGGCCAGAUGGAGGUACAUGUGAAGUCAUAGCUGCACACAGAUGCUGUAACAAGAAUCGAAUUGAAGAACGAUCACAGACUGUAAAGUGUUCCUGUCUGCCAGGGAAAGUAGCUGGGACAACCAGGGCCAAACCAUCUUGUGUUGAUGCUUCCAUUGUUAUUGGAAAAUGGUGGUGUGAGAUGGACCCCUGUAUAGAGGGAGAGGAAUGCAAGACAUUACCAGAUAAUUCAGGAUGGAUGUGUGCUUCUGGCAAUAGAGUUAAGACUACAAAGAUCCAUCCGAGAACCUAAAACCCAGACUCCAGACUAUUCGUAAUGAUGGAAGACAGCCAUUAUGACGGACAGUUAGCUCAAACACUGCAAUCAUAUCAGAAUUUACAAUACAAAAGUGUAACACCAUCUGAAGCAUUCCUGGACCCACUAGAUUUGGUACUUAUACACUGA
This is a messenger RNA of Hemiscyllium ocellatum (epaulette shark), 735 nucleotides long. Its product is annotated as chemokine-like protein TAFA-1. Bases 187 to 582 code for a protein of 131 amino acids. The transcript has 5 exons. Gene Ontology annotation, biological process: regulation of neuroblast proliferation; negative regulation of microglial cell activation; neuroblast differentiation. NCBI's taxonomy places the organism in Eukaryota, Metazoa, Chordata, Chondrichthyes, Orectolobiformes, Hemiscylliidae. Gene Ontology annotation, molecular function: receptor ligand activity. The record is from RefSeq and is a predicted model, not a curated record.